AUGCACUUCCACCCCGUCGCGUCCUCCUACAAGGCCCUCGACGUGCACGCCUUCGCCCACCGCAACCUCUUCGACUCCCACCCCGACGACCUCGGCCCCGUCCUCGUCACCGACCACCAGUACCCGUCCAUGGAGCCCCACGUCUGGUCCGGCUCCCACCCCCACCACCUCCCCACCCCGCCUGGCUCGCGCGGCUCCCUCCUCUCCGAACUCUUCGACCACGACAUCCCCGAGCACUCUGCCCCCCACGACUCCUACCUCGAUCACCGCCACCAGCAGUCUGCCGAGCCCGGCUUCCACGGAGGCAACUGGUCCGGCCUCUCCCAGUCCAACGGCGGCCCGCACCACUCCAUGCACCCCAUGCGCCACCCGCACGACGUCGCCAUGACACGCCGCGCGACCUUCCCCUACGUCCGCCACGAUCGCGGCGAGCCCGUCCCCUACGGCACCCCGCCCUACAUGGGCAGCGACCACGACUCGGUGAGCUCUUUCGGCUCCCGCCCGAGCACCAUGUACUCCGAGCCGCUCUCCCUCGACGGCUCCCCCCACAUGCCCAUGUGCGAGCCCAUGCACCACCUCGACGAGCCCUUCGCGCACCAGGUGCCGAUGAACGGCUCCCCGCACCCGCCCUACCACGACUUCCACCACCCGCUCGACGGCAUCAAGUCCGAGGACACCCCCGUCAUCGUCCCCUCCCAGAACGCGUGGAGUCGUCCGUCGUCCGCCGGCAUGCCCCAGCUCCCCUGCCUCUCCCCGCACGCGGGGCUCAUGGUCCAGCACACGGACGACGCGGCGUCCAAGGAGACCCACUGGCGCCGGUCGACGCUCAACCCGGGCAAGAUCGUCUGCAACAAGUGCGGCCUCUACGAGCGCACGCACCUGCGCCCGCGCCCGCUCCGCUUCGACGAGCUCCGCGCGGGGAGCAAGACGCGCAAGCAGCCCAAGGGUGCCGCGGGCUCGCCGAAGGUGGCCAAGGCGUCGCCGCAGGCGAUCAAGAAGGAGCCGUCGGAGAUGGACAACGUCAUGCCCCGCCGGUCCUCCGUCUCGUCGUCCGCGUCCUCCGUGCACUCCGCGAGCAGCGACUGGGACGAGUCUGUGUCUGUGUACUCUGGAUCGUCGAACCCGCCCUCCUCCUUCAACUCGCCCGCAGCCCCCACGUUCCCGAUCCCCCGUGACCCCAACUCGCAAUCCCCUCCUUUGGCUCCCUUCGAGGGCGGCAUCCGGCUGCCCAACGCGCCGCUGUCCGACAUCGCGUCGUUGUCCUCCGGCCCGACGCCGCCCACGCCGCGCAAAGCCGCGUCGAUGCCCAUUCCUUAUUACUCCUCGUCGCCGGCCGCGCAGCAGCCCCAGCAAAGUGACUAUUUUGUACGCAGAGGCUCCGUGCCCGCGCGGAACGUGGAGAGCCCACGGCCGGAGGUCACGGGCUGGCAGCAGGUGCCCAUGAGCGAGAUGGCGCCCGUCAAGAGCGCGCAGUCGUCGCCAGCGCCCGCGGCCAAGCCCAUCCUCGCCGCAUAG
This is a messenger RNA of Epithele typhae, 1515 nucleotides long. RefSeq lists its product as uncharacterized. The coding region runs from base 1 to 1515 and encodes 504 amino acids. The record is from RefSeq and is a predicted model, not a curated record. The transcript is spliced from 3 exons. Lineage: Eukaryota; Fungi; Basidiomycota; Agaricomycetes; Polyporales; Epitheliaceae. Gene Ontology annotation, biological process: regulation of DNA-templated transcription. Gene Ontology annotation, molecular function: zinc ion binding; sequence-specific DNA binding.